UGUCGAUGUCCAUACGCCUCCAUGCCUAGCAAGGGAACGGACGCUGCCCCGGACAGCAGGUGGUUCCUCGGACUGUGAGGACCCGGCGGACCAUGGUGGUACAACAUGGAUGUUCUCAAUUUGUGGCUCCGGCUCUGGGUCCUGUUCUCCCUCGGCUUGUAUUCAGGAGGCUUUAACCUCGACCUGGACGCGGACCGGCUCCCCGCUUGGUCCGUGCUGGUCAACGCCUCGCUGGGACCCGGGUGGGUCUACGCUUUGGACGGGACUCGAACCCCGAGCUACUGGCGCCGCUUCAUCAGCAUCGGAGAACUCGACGGGGCCGUCCGACUCUCAGGGAAGUUGAACUGCUCAUUUUUACCCAGGAACCCCGCUCCAUUUUACGUGCGGCUCAGAUCGAUAACUUCUGCUGAUCGGGUAUCGAUACGCUUCGACCCGGUCCUACGAGGGCCAAAGUGUCCCGUCAGACGCGAGAGGAGCAGUUCGCCCGACGUGUCACUGGACCUCCGCUCCGAUCUUUUACCGACGUCUUGUCUCUCCACGCAGGUUUUGUUCCACAGUAUCCUAAAGUCUUUACCGCCGUUCCUCUUCCUCCGCCCCACCAGCAACCUCCAUGGUUUAUCAUGCGAGGUGGAGGGCCGUGAGACCCGCCUUCUCCCCGGCGGUGUACUGGAGCCGUGCGUCCCGUCCGACGGGAGGGCGGAGCUGCUGCUGCUCUGCAGGGGGCCAAACUUCAAGAACUCCUGGCUGCGUCUCACAAUGCGCCCGGACCCUCAGCUGAGCCGCCGGGGGGUCGGUGGGGGGGUCAGACCCGGCUGUCCCCCUCAUCAGGCGGGUUGUGGUGGUGGUGGUAACGUGGGGGCCAGGCGGGGCCGGAGGGCCACUAACACGGCCCCCCAGUUCCAGCUGCCCAACUACCACGUGUCGGUCCCGGAGAACGAGCCGGCGGGGACCCGGGUCAUCACACUGCGGGCCCUGGACCCCGACCAGGGCCCCCCCGGGCGGGUCCACUACCACAUGGAGGCUCUGUUCGACAGCCGGUCCAACGACCUCUUCCAGAUGGACCCGGACACGGGCGGGGUCGUGACCCUGUGGCCCCUGGACCGGGAGAGCAAAGACACGCACGUCUUUAAGGUCGUCGCCGCGGACGACGGGAUCCCACGACGCCGGAGCACGGCGUACCUCACGGUGACGGUCAGCGACACCAACGACCACGCCCCCGCCUUCGAGCUCACGCAGUACCGGGUCAGCGUCCGGGAGAACGUGGAGGCGGGCUUUGAGGUGCUGACCAUCAGGGCCACCGACGGCGACGCCCCCUCCAACGCCAACAUGGUCUACACCAUCGUCAACGGCGACGGAGACAACGCAGACUUCGAGAUGGACCCCCGCAGCGGGGUGGUCCGGACCCGAGCGCGGCCGGACCGCGAGGCCACGGCCCGGUACCAGCUGGUCGUCCGCGCCGACGACCAGGGCCGGGACCCCGGGCCCCGCAGCGCCACGGCAACCGUGCACAUCUCGGUGGAGGACGAGAACGACAACGCGCCUCAGUUCAGCGAGCGGCGCUACGAGGUCCGGCUCCCGGAGGACCUCCCGGCCCCCAACAGGGUGGUCCAGGUCCAGGCCUCGGACCCGGACCAGGGGCCCAACGGCCUGGUCCACUACAGCAUCGUCAGUGGCAACGUCAGAGGCCAGUUCUACAUCCACGGCCCCACGGGGGUCAUCGACCUGGUCGGGCCCCUGGACUACGAGGCGGUGAGGGAGUACCACCUCCGCAUCAGGGCGCAGGAUGGGGGCCGGCCCCCGCGGGCCAACGCCACGGGCCUGGUGGUGGUGAGGGUCCUGGACGCCAACGACAACGCCCCCAUGUUCGUCAGCACGCCGUUCCAGGCCUCGGUGCCGGAGAGCGCGGCGGCGGGGGCCUCGCUCAUCCACAUCCAGGCCAUGGACGCCGACGCGGGCGCCAACGGCCGGCUGGAGUACCGGCUCACCGCCACGGCGCCCGGCUUCCCCUUCGCCAUCAACAACAGCACGGGCUGGGUCACGGUCGCCACGGCGCUGGACCGCGAGGCGGUCGAGCUCUACACCUUCGGCGUGGAGGCGGUGGACGGCGGCGUGCCGGCCCUGUCGUCGGCGGCGAGCGUGGCGGUGACGGUGCUGGACGUCAACGACAACACGCCCACCUUCCCCCGGCGGCAGUACGAGCUGAGGGUGAGCGAGGACGCGGCGGUGGGUGGCAGCGUGCUGGCGCUCAGCGCCGUGGACCGCGACGCCAACAGCGUGGUCAGCUACCAGAUCACCGGCGGCAACACGCGCAACCGCUUCGCCAUCAGCAGCCAGGCGGCGGGCGGGCUGCUGACGCUGGCGCUGCCGCUGGACUACAAGCAGGAGCGGCAGUACGUGCUGACGGUGGCGGCCUCCGACGGCACGCGGGCCGACUCGACGCAGGUCACCAUCAACGUGACGGACGCCAACACGCACCGGCCCGUCUUCCAGAGCGCCAACUACCAGGUGACCCUGGGGGAGGACCAGCCGGCGGGCGCCACCGUGGUCGUCAUCGCCGCCACGGACGAGGACACGGGGGAGAACGCCCGCAUCACCUACGUCAUGGAGGACAACGUGGCGCAGUUCAGGAUCCACCCGGCCACGGGCGCCAUCACCACGCAGGUGGAGCUGGACUACGAGGACCAGGCCUCCUACACCCUCGCCGUCAUCGCCAGCGACAACGGCGUCCCGCAGAAGUCCGACACGGCCUACGUGGAGAUCAUCGUGGUGGACGCCAACGACAACGCGCCGCAGUUCCUGCGGGACCUGUACCAGGGCGCGGUGCCGGAGGACGCGCCCGUCUACACCAGCGUGCUCCAGGUCUCGGCCGUGGACCGGGACUCGGGCGCCAACGGGAGGAUCAGCUACACCUUCCAGGGCGGCGACGACGGGGACGGAGACUUCUUCAUCGAGACGUACUCCGGGAACAUCCGCACGGCCCGCAAGCUGGACCGGGAGAACGUGGCGGUGUACAGUCUGAGGGCCCUCGCCCUGGACCGGGGCGUGCCCCCGCUCAGGGCCCUGGUGGACGUCCAGCUGUCCGUCCUGGACGUCAACGACAACGCGCCGGUGUUCCUCACGGAGGAGAUGGUGCUCAGCGUGCCGGAGAACAGCGCGGUGGGCUCCACGGUGGGCCGCGUGGCCGCCUCGGACCCCGACCAGGGCUCCAACGCCCAGAUCCUGUUCCAGAUCGUGGAGGGGAACCAGCAGGAGGUGUUCCAGCUGGACGUGUUCACCGGGGACCUGGUGGCCCUCAGCGAGCUGGACUACGAGGCCCGGGCCGAGUACACCCUGGUGGUGCAGGCCACCUCCGCGCCACUGGUCAGCCGCGCGGUGGUCCACGUCCGCCUGCAGGACGUCAACGACAACCCGCCGGUCCUCGGCGACUUUCAGAUCGUCUUCAACAACUACGUGAGCGACCGGCCCGGCGGGUUCCCGGCCGGCGUCAUCGGGAGGGUUCCCGCCCGCGACCCCGACGUCUCGGACCGGCUGCGCUACGACAUCGUCGAGGGCAACGAGCUGCAGUUGCUCCUGCUGGACCGGGACAGCGGAGACCUGAGCCUCAGCCGGGACCUGGACAACAACCGCCCCCUGGAGGCCCGCAUGGAGGUGUCCGUCAGCGAUGGCGUGCACCGGGUGUCCGCCCACUGCGUGCUCCGCGUCGCCGUGGUGACGGACGAGAUGCUGAGCAGCAGCAUCACGCUGCGCCUGGACCACAUGACCCAGGACCGCUUCCUGUCCCCGCCCCUCCUCGCUCGCUUCACCGCCGCCGUGGCGACCGUCCUGGCCACGCCCCCCCACGCCGUCUCGGUGUUCAGCGUGCAGGACGACGCCGAGGGCGCGGUCCUCAACGUGUCCCUCUCCGCCCUGCGGCCCCUCCCCCGGGGGGCGGGGGUGCCGGGGGGCGGGGAAUGGGUCCCCGCGGCGACGCUGAGGGAGCUGCUGUACCUGAACCGCACCCUGCUGGGGCGCCUGGCCGCGCUGAGCGUCCUGCCCUGGGACGACAACGUGUGUCUGCGCGAGCCCUGCGACAACUACAUGCUGUGUGUGUCGGUGCUGCGCUUCCAGAGCUCCGCCCUGCGCUUCGAGGUGGGCGGGGCUGGGGCCGGGGGCGGCGGGGUGAUGUUCCACUCGGUGCGGCCCGUGGCCGGCCUGCGGUGCCGUUGCCCCCCCGGCUUCACGGGGGACUACUGUGAGACGGAGCUGGACCUCUGCUUCUCCUCGCCCUGCCAGCCCCCGGCCCGCUGCCGCCACCGCGAGGGGGGCUACACCUGCCUGUGCCCUGCCGACCGCACAGGGCUGCGCUGCGAGGUGGACUCCCUUGGGGGCCGCUGUGCCGCGGGGGCGUGUGGUAGCGGGGGGACCUGUGUGGACCUGCUGGUGGGGGGCUUCGUGUGCCGCUGCCCCCCCGGCCCCUACCUCCCGCCCUUCUGUCGCCUCGCCGCCCGCAGCUUCCCCGGCCGCUCCUUCGUCACCUUCUCCGGCCUCCGCCAGAGGUUCCACUUCACGCUGAGCUUAAGCUUUGCGACCAGAGAGCGCAGUGGGCUGCUGCUGUACAACGGACGCUUCAACCAGAAACACGACUUCAUCGCUCUGGAGCUGGUGGACGAGCAGGUGCAGCUCACCUUCUGCACAGGCGACACAAAGACAGUUGUGUCUCCGUUUGUGGAGGGCGGGCUCAGCGAUGGCCAAUGGCAUUCAGUUCAUCUCCGGUACUAUAACAAGCCUAAUAUCGGCCACCUGGGCACGCCCCACGGCCCGUCAGGGGAGAAGGUGGCUGUGGUUGCCGUGGACGAUUGUGAUGUUGACGUGUCCCUUCGCUUCGGAGCCCAGAUCGGAAACUACUCCUGCUCUGCUCAGGGAACCCAGGGAGGAGCCAAGAAGUCAUUGGAUCUCACGGGCCCCCUGCUGCUGGGGGGGGUUCCCGACCUGGACGAGGACUUCCCAGUCCAGAGGUCGGACUUCGUGGGCUGCAUGCGGGACCUGAGCAUCGACCACCAGCCCGUCGACAUGGCAACCUACAUCGCCAACAACGGCAGCACUGCUGGCUGUCCGGAGCUGCAGGACUUCUGUGCCGGGGUGGUUUGUGAGAGCGGGGGGGCGUGUGUCAGCAGGUGGGGGGGCUUCCUGUGCGACUGCCCCCUCGGCUACGGGGGCAAGACCUGCCAGCACGUCAUGCCCUCCCCCCACUCCUUUCCGGGGGGGGCGGUGCUGUGGUGGGCGGACCCCGGGGUCACCGUCUCCCUCCCCUGGUUCCUGGGCCUCAUGUUCCGGACCCGCCGCCCCUCUGGGACCCUGGUCCACACCGCCGCCGGGGGGGCCUCCGCCCUGCAGCUGCUGCUGGUGGACAGCUGUGUGAGGUUCCAGGUGUUCCAGGACUCCGUGGAGGUGGGGGUGGUGGAGUUCCCUGAGGUUCGGGUGGAUGACGGGGCGUGGCACCACCUCCAGGUGGAGCUGAGGAGCGUGAGGGAGGGGAAGGAGACCACCUACCUGGCCCAGGUGUCCUUGGACUACGGCAUGUUCCAGCGGCGGGUGGAGGUCGGGAGGCAGCUGCCCGGUCUGGAGAUCAGGACUCUGUUUGUCGGAGGUCUGUUGGAUUCAGACGGACGGGUGGUGAACGGACUGACGGGCUGCAUCCAGGGGGUGCGUAUGGGUGAGACCCCCACCACCCUGUCCAAUGUCAACAUGCUGGAGGCCAGGCGGGCGGGGCCGGUCCAGGAAGGCUGUGACGUCGCCGACCACUGUAGCUCCGCCCCCUGCCCCGCCCACAGCCGCUGCAUCGACCGCUGGGCCGCGCACAGCUGCCCCUGUAACCACGGGUUCCUGGGGACGGAGUGCGUGGACGUGUGUGCGCUGAACCCGUGUCAACACACGUCGUCCUGCGUCCGAACCCCCGACCCCCCAGGGUACCGCUGUGUGUGUGGACCCGGGUACCAGGGGGAGUACUGCCAGCACAGGGCGGGGCCUCCCUGCGCGGUGGGCUGGUGGGGGGGGGAGGUGUGUGGUCCUUGUAGCUGUGAUGUCAGCAGGAGGUUCCACCGGGCCUGCAACCAGACCACCGGGGUGUGUCGCUGCAAGGACAACCACUUCCAGCCCAGUGGCUCUCCCUCCUGCCUCCCCUGUGCGUGCUUCCAGCUGGGGUCUGAGUCGCGGUCCUGCGCCCCGCUGAGCGGCCAGUGUCCCUGCAGGCCGGGGGUCACCGGGCGUCAGUGUAACCGCUGUGACAACCCCCACGCCGAGGUCACCACCAGCGGAUGCACCGUGGUGUAUGAGGGCUGCCCCAAAGCCUUCGAGGCCGGACUCUGGUGGCCCAGGACUGGCUUCGGCCAGCCAGCCGCCGUGGAGUGUCCCAAAGGAUCCACAGGGGCGGCGCUACGUCACUGUGGGGAGAAGGACGGCUGGCGGCCCCCCAGCCUGAUCAACUGCACCUCCACCGCCUUCACCCAGCUCACGAAACAGGCGGAGGUGCUGUUUCUCAACGGGUCGCUGAUGAACGGCGAGGCGUCUCAGCGAUUGGCCGGCCUGCUGUGGACGGCCAUCAAUCAGACGAGGGCUCUCCAUGGCAACGACAUAAAGAUAGCCUAUCGGCUGCUUAUCCUCCUGCUGCAGUUUGAGAGUCAGCAGCAGGGGUUCAACAUGGCCGCCACUCGAGACAUCCUCUUCCACCAGAACGUGGUACACGCGGCGGCGGCAAUCUUGGACCCGGGCCACGCCUUGCAGUGGGAGGAGCUCCAAGAGCAGGAGGCGGGCCCUGCGCUCCUCCUCAGAAGCUUCGAGGAGUACGCCCAGAACCUGGCCCGUAACACGAGGAGGACCUACAUGAAGCCAGUCACCAUCAGCUCCAAGAACAUUGUUUUCUCUCUAGAGUAUCUCCCCUCCUCCUCCUCUGACCCACCCAGGGACCUCCAGACCUUCGCUCUCUUCCCCCACCUCCUCCGCCAGCCAGCCCCCCCAACGCCCCCCUCCAAGCCCCAUGAUGUCACCUCCCAGACUGAUGAUGUCAUCUCCCAGCCUGAUGAUGUCACCUCUCAACCUGAUGAUGUCACCUCUCAACCUAAUGUCACCUCUCAGCCCCAAGGUGUCAUCUCACAGACUGAUGAUGUCACCUCCCAGCUCCAUGAUGUCAUCUUUCCACCCGAUGAUGUCAUCUCUCAGCCCGAUGAUGUCAUCUCUCCACCCGAUGAUGUAAUCUCUCAGCCCGAUGAUGUCGUCUCCCAGUAUGAUGAUGUAAUCUCCCAGAUUGAUGAUGCAAUCUCCCAGCAUGGUGAUGUCAUCUCCCAGCCUAAUGAUGUCAUCUCCGAGCCUGAUGAUGUCAUCUCCGAGCCUGAUGGCAGGAGGUUUCUCGAGACAGGCCCCUCCUCACCCCAUGCCGUCGCGGCCCGGAGGAUGCGUCGUCACGGCGACAAGCAUGGACCCCUGGCUGUUGCCGUGGUGAUGGUGUUCAGGACGCUGGGGGACCUGCUGCCUGAGAGCUACGACCCCGACCGUCGGAGCCUGAGACUUCCCUCCAGACCAGUGAUCAACUCUGCAGUGUUGACCACAGCCGUCUAUAAGGAAGUGCAGCCUGUGCCCUCUGACUUGGAUGUGACCUCGGACCUGGCGGUGACCUCUGGCCUGCCUGUGACCUUGUGGUUCCAUCUUCUUUAUUCUGAGGACCGCAGUAAACCCACCUGUGUCUCCUGGAACCACUCAGUAGGCGGUGGAGGUGGAUGGUCGGCCCGGGGCUGCGGCCUGGUGGAGAGGAACUCCACCCACAUCAGCUGCUCCUGCUCCCACACCUCCAGCGCCGCCGUGCUCAUGGACGUCUCCAGGAGAGAGCACGGCGAGGUCCUGCCCCUGAAGGUCAUGACCUACUCGGCUCUGUCGGCGUCUCUGGUCACCCUCCUCUUCACCUUCCUCCUCCUCUUCCUCCUGCCCCGGCUGCUCUCCAACCUCCACACCAUCCGGAGGAACCUGGUGGCCGUCCUCUUCCUCGGCCAGCUCCUCUUCCUCUGCGGCAUCGACCAGACCGACAACACGGUCCUGUGCACGCUGGUAGCCAUCUUGCUCCACUACUGGUGCGUGUGCACGUUUGGCUGGGUGUGUGUGGAGGCCGUGCACGUGUACCGCAUGCUGACGGAGGUCCGUGAUGUAGACCGCGGUCACAUGACCUUCUACUACGCUAUUGGCUGGGGCUUCCCCGCUGUCGUCACUGGGUUGGCUGUGGGUCUGGAUGCUCAGGGUUUCGGGAGCUCUGAGUUCUGCUGGCUGUCGGUGGACGACGCCCUCAUCUGGAGCAUGGCCGCGCCGGUCUGCACCCUGCUCCUGGUGAGUGUGGGGGUGAUGCUGCUCUCCCUCAGGGUGAUGUAUCAGAAGAGCGGCCCGUCGCUCCACCGGCCAGCAGCGAGGUCGGCGUUGCAUCCCUCCUUCCUCCUCCUGCUCCUCCUCUCCUCCACCUGGCUCUGCGGGCUCAUGGCCGUCAACAGUGAUAUCAUUUCCUUCCACUUCCUCUUUGCAGUCUUCAGCUGCUUACAGGCGUCGUGUGUCUUCCUGUUCUUCUGUGUGUUCCACCCGGAGGUGAGGAGCAGCUUCUCAGACGUCUGCUCCCCGCAGAGAACCAGGAAGGAGCCAGGAGGCGCCCACACAACACUGACGCGCUCCCUGAACGUGAAACACUCGCUGGCAGACGAUGACGCCCUGGUCCGCACCAACAUCAGCGAGUCCAGCGCCUCCCUGAACCGCUCCUCACGCGCCUCCUCCAGGACCAGCAGGGACGUGAAGCGAACUUCGUCGGGCUCGGCCAAGAUCGGUUACCAUGGAGACGGAGACUCCUCCCACAUUGGACACAAGCGUUCCAAACGAGACGAGUCAGACUCGGAUAGCGACCUCUCAUUGGACGACGCCUCCUACGGCUCCUCAGAAAGUGACGAGGAGCGGCGGCGACGGAGACAGCAUCGCCAUGACAACGGGAGGGCUCCUGAGGCUAGCUCGCCAAAAGGCAAGCUACGCACCAAUCAGAAGGAGCCUUACUGGCCAGUAGACCCGCCCACCGCCAGCGAGGGGGAGGAGUCCAGCAGGGUGGAGACGCUGCGUGUUGAGACAAGGGUUGCCGUGGAGACAGGGAGAGUAUGGAAAGACUCGUCCCUGCCCAGCUCCCCUGACAACCAAUCGGAGAGGAGACGAGGCAUCCUGAAGAAGCAGACAGCGUACCCCCCUGAGGUGGCGGACAAGAACCACAGGAACCUCCUCAGGGAGCGGCUCCACGACUCCUCCUCCCUCUCCAUCACCCCCCCCUCCCCCACCCUCAGAGGCCUUCGCCUGGUCGCUGGAGGCAACCUCCUCCCUCAUCCCCCCCUGUCCCCACGGCAACGCCAUCCCAACGGGGUCUCCCCGGUUACCCCUAAGGAGCGGAACUCGGACUCAGAUGACAGCAAUGAAACCUCAAUCUGACCUCAAGGACAUCUGACCUGCAGGAGAUGGCCUGGAGGACCCUGUCUGGUCCCUGGAGGUCUGAUCUCCUGGUCGGCUGGAGGACCCUGUCUGGUCCCUGGAGGUCUGAUCUCCUGGUGGGCUGGAGGAACCUGUCUGGUCCCUGGAGGUCUGAUCUCCUGGUGGUCUGGAGGACCCGGUCUGGUCCCUGGAGGUCUGAUCUCCUGGUGGGCUGGGAGUCUGAGCCAUCAGUCAGAGUUCCUCUCUGUCACCAGACCAGGCGCUUAGUGAACAUAAGGAGGUGCCUAGCGUGGCUCUUCUGAGACGUGGGCGUGGUCUGCCUCCAGCAGCCCCAGGAUUGGUGGAAUAUUAAGAGGGAGCAAAGGACACUGUUCUGAAGACGAUGCUGUUGCACCUCCUGUCCUCUAGGGGGAGCUAGCGUGGGAUGGGCUCUGGGUUAAAGCUUUUCAACGGGUGAAUGUUGCGCCAACACAACAGAGUGAUUCACUAAAGGCCUCAUUUACCUUCAUGAUACAGUUUAUUUUUUAUAUUUUUACUACCUUUUUACUGUUGUUUUUGUACAUAAAAUAACUAAUUUUUUAUACUUUAGUCGUUGUUAUACUGUUUUACAACAUUUAAUGAUCAGGGUUUUUUUCCAGCAAAACAAUGUGUUUUGUUGUAUUUUGUACCAGUUAGUUAAUUUAUAUUAUUUUGUCUAUUUUGCGGCACUUUUUGCUUGAAUUUGUGUACUAUCUGUGGUCAUUUAAUUCCGUUCUCAUCAUAAGUAUUAAACUUCAUACAUUUCAUUGGCCACAUUAACCAUAACACACAAUGAAAUAUUAAGACACAUAAGGAUACAGAAACUAUUUUCUAUUUUAUUAGUGUCACAAAUUUAGUCAGACUUCAAUAAUUGCCAAUUGUUUAACUUGUUACUCAGAACCUAUAAAUAUGCACUGAUAAUUAUCUGAUACAUUUUUUUAUUUUAAUUGUAUUAUUGUUUAUUCAGGGAAAAUUUGGUUGCAUUUUACCGAUAUGAUUUACAUAAAUCAAAUGUUUAUAUGAGCUAGUCAGCUAGCCUCUACACCAUUUUGAAUUGUAUCUUAUUGCAUUAUACUUUUAUAAUAUACAAUGAUUUGAGUCGCUCAAUGAAAAGAAGUGUUCCAAUAAUCUCAUGUUAAUUACAUGUUUCAGUAUUCCCGCAAAAAAAAGUCAAAAUAUGAUCACAUGAUGAUUGCUGAAAUGAUUGCUGCAUAUAGUAUUUUAUGUAAAGUUUGCCAAUUCUUAAGGCUGUAAGAAAGCCUUCAGAGGUCAAACUCUGUUGAAUGGCUUAAACAGGGAGUGUAGUCUUUGUAUAAAAGUAUUUUGCGUAACCUUUCCCAACAUGCAAAGUCAUAUUCCUCUGUCAGAGUCUAUAACUUCACUUAGCUAUGACCUUUAUUUGCUUCUCAUCAGGGUAUGAGUUUGAACUGUAUUAUGAAACAUGGCCUCUGCUGUAUUUAUCUCUGGAUUACGCAACAGAGAACAUUUCGUAUUUAUUGUUUGUGAAAGAAACACUGGAUAUCCUAUUUUCGAACGUUAAAUAAACACCU
Gadus chalcogrammus (walleye pollock) is the source of this 11036-nucleotide messenger RNA. Its product is annotated as cadherin EGF LAG seven-pass G-type receptor 1-like. Lineage: Eukaryota; Metazoa; Chordata; Actinopteri; Gadiformes; Gadidae. Gene Ontology annotation, molecular function: calcium ion binding; G protein-coupled receptor activity. The record is from RefSeq and is a predicted model, not a curated record. Bases 106 to 9468 code for a protein of 3120 amino acids. Gene Ontology annotation, cellular component: plasma membrane. Gene Ontology annotation, biological process: G protein-coupled receptor signaling pathway; cell surface receptor signaling pathway; homophilic cell-cell adhesion. The transcript is spliced from 35 exons.